AUGGAGAAAGACGAGAAGGUGAAGGAGAAGGAGAGGGAUAAAGUAUGCAAGAGGUGCAAGCAGACAUUCACUUCCUCCUCCAACACUUCUUCUGCUUGCCGUUUCCAUCCAUCAUUUUUUGUCUGCCGUCGUCAUGAUGACCAAAAAAGGUACUAUGAAUUGGGACCAGAUGAUCCACCAUAUGCUGCCAAAUUUUAUGAUUGUUGUGGGGCUGAGGACCCUGAGGCAUCUGGAUGCACUACCAGUUUUCAUGUGUCAUAUGAUGAUUGA
Dovyalis caffra is the source of this 270-nucleotide messenger RNA. The record is from the annotation of a GenBank genome assembly. NCBI's taxonomy places the organism in Eukaryota, Viridiplantae, Streptophyta, Magnoliopsida, Malpighiales, Salicaceae.